AUGGGUUUCAACUGUGAUCUUAUUGACAAGUCAGCCACUUGUGAAGCUGGACACCAUGAGUUUUGGAAUGAAAUGGAUGUUGGAACGUCCGAGGGUCCCUUGUUUACUAAGUUGGAGUGCGUAAUGGAUAUUAGCAAGGAAUGGAGUUAUGAGAAGAGGUUGAUGGUUGAGUCUUUUGAGAAAUAUCCUUGGGGUCGAUUUGCAAUUGAGUCUCUAGUUAGUUCCGUGAAGAUUAUUGACUACAAAAAAAACUCAUAUGGGAUUCAUGGAUGUGUCUAUGCCUUGUGGAUUUGGAUUUACGAGAGUAUGCCUGGAUUGAGAGAAAUUUAUGGAUUUAGAAGAGCAACAACUAAUGGUGUUGCACUACUUGAUUGGAGAUCAAGUCGCGCACGUAUCAAAUUUAAGAAAUUCAUUGAAACUGAGAAGGUUGCCCAUGAAGAGGUCAGGCAUAUGCUUCCUGAUUCUUUGGAAAACAUGUACCCUAAAUGGAGUGACUUGCCUGAGAAUCAAGAUAUGACGCUUGACAACUUGAUUAGAGAUAUCAUACACAACCGUUUAAGAAACAAUGCGUGGAAACAUGAAAAGAAUGGUAAUGAGUCAACGCCUAUUGAUGAUGAAAGAGCAGAGCUUAGUAAGAGACUUGCAGCUGUGGAGAAUGAUUUGAAAGCUUUGAAAGAGUCUCAUCCCGCUGAUGUAUCCAUUAAUGAUGUCACAUCCAACAACAAAGGAGAUGAUGCCACAUUCAACAACGAUAAAGAAGAUGAGACACCCAAUAAAGAACUUGAACUACAAUUAAAAAUUAAAGAUGCAACAAAGGGUAAGAAGAAGAAAGUUGCAAUCAUGCCUAAAAAAGCAUCUAAGAUACCUAAGAAGAAGAUGGCCAAGGUAAAGGAAAUGAAGGUAUCAACUCCAAAAGUUUUAAAGAAGACAAUGAGGAGAGAUGACGACUAUGUUGGUGAUGUAACUGAAAAAGUUGUAGCAGAUACUUUGAAAAUGGCUUGCAGUUUUGAAGAUACAUUCUCUAAUCCUCAUGUACAGCGGGCUAGUGAAGCAAUGGCUAUCGUGUUGUCGUCAAUUGAAGACCAAAUUAAAAAUUUGAAUGAUGGGAAAUCCACAGUGAAGCGCAUUAUCACGGAUGGAGCACCAUCCCCUUCCAUACCCGAGCAUCUUCAACCAGUUUCAGAUGAGAAACUUCAUAGUCUCAUGGAUUGGCUAGGCUUGAUGAUUUUGAUAAGAAAGAUGAAGAAUGACUACAACAAACACUAUUCGUCUGAUUUUAAAACCUACAACUGGACCGGCUAUUAUGUGAAUCACCUCAACGGUACAAGUCAUACAGACGCAGCGACAAACAAUAAGUGGUUCACUAAUGUAGAUCACCUUUACGGUUGUCUCUUUGUCAAUGAAAAUCAUUGGGUGGCUUUGGAUUUUAACUUGAAGACAAACAGGAUCUACGUUUACGACAGCAUUCCCACACCUGUUGAGGAAUUAGAAAUGGUUCAACAGUGCAUGUUUUUAAGGAAGAUAAUCCCAACUAUGUUGUCUGAAUAUAUUCUAGAAAAGGACCAUAAGAAGAGCUACGCAAUGUUGGAGGUGAAGAGGGUUACAAAGAAGAACCCAGUGAAUGACGAUCGAGGUGAUUGUGCAAUAUAUGCGAUAAAAUACAUUGAAUGUUUGGCACUUGGAAAGUCAUUCGACGGAUUGUGUGAUAGAAACAUGCAGGCCUUAUGGAUCAAUCUUGGUGUAGAGAUGUUUGAUGAAUUAGGAGAGUUUGUCGGAACACUUAACUGUGAGACUCGUCAGAAAGAAUUCGAGAUUCCUCGCCUUAAUGAUUCGUAG
This is a messenger RNA of Arabidopsis thaliana (thale cress), 1836 nucleotides long. Its product is annotated as Cysteine proteinases superfamily protein. Gene Ontology annotation, molecular function: cysteine-type peptidase activity. Gene Ontology annotation, biological process: proteolysis. The record is from RefSeq and is marked reviewed. Bases 1 to 1836 code for a protein of 611 amino acids. NCBI's taxonomy places the organism in Eukaryota, Viridiplantae, Streptophyta, Magnoliopsida, Brassicales, Brassicaceae. The transcript is spliced from 8 exons.